Molecule: messenger RNA, 1257 nt
Organism: Mycetomoellerius zeteki
Lineage: Eukaryota; Metazoa; Arthropoda; Insecta; Hymenoptera; Formicidae
Gene: mei-W68
Product: meiotic W68
Exons: 4
Biological process (GO): meiotic DNA double-strand break processing; reciprocal meiotic recombination; meiotic DNA double-strand break formation
Cellular component (GO): nuclear chromosome
Molecular function (GO): DNA topoisomerase type II (double strand cut, ATP-hydrolyzing) activity; ATP binding; DNA binding
Source: RefSeq, a predicted model, not a curated record
GCAAAUAAAAAAUUUUGUGGGCAAACAAUCGCGUCGGAUGCUAAUCAAUAUUUAGGCGUCCGUGAGAAAUUUAUCAAAAUACCGAUAGUCGACAAUAGAGAGCCGAGGAAGGAUUUAAUCGCACGUAUCGAAGCUGUUACGCUGAAGAUAAUAGAACAGAUAUCAAGUGAACAGGCACCAUGUAUAUCGUACUUUAGUGGUCCAAAUGAUAUUUCGAAAUCGAGUACACGUAAAGAAAAUAUUUAUCCAGGAUGCUCAGUCGAUCCAGAUUCACAAGUCCGAGAGAAAACGAUGUUUUUCAAUGAUGCUUUAACUGACUUUGUCGAAGAGCAAGAUACAAAUAAUAAAGAUACUCAGAAUUUAGAAAAGACAACCGUCGAUUUCGCAGUGAAAAGCAGCAGAAAUAAAUUUGUUCUAAUGAUGGUGAUAAUGGCGGAAGUUCAUCAUUUGUUGCUAAUGAACACCACCAAGACCCGACGAGCGUUUUAUUAUGAUUUAAAGAAAGAGACAACCAAUUAUUUGGUAUCUAAUCAACGAUAUGUCGAUCGUGCGUUGAAUGACAUCGCUAAUUUGUUAGAAUGCGCACCAUGGGAUUUGAGACUACUGGCAACAGCUAAAGGAUUGGUGGCAGGAAAUAUGACCAUCACACUAGUCGAUAAUCAAGUUAUUGAUUGUACGAUACCAGGCGGCGCGCAAAUUCCGCAAAUUAUUUCAAACAUAAUUUCCAUUCGUGUGAAAGCCGAGUUCGUCUUGGUCAUUGAGAAGGACGCAGUCUUCCAAAAGUUGCUCGAGGAAAACUGUUCUCGCUCCCUAAAAUGCAUUCUAGUGACGGGAAAGGGUUAUCCGGAUGUAGCUACGAGGAUGUUUGUCAAGAUGUUAUCCGGAAGGAUGGAAUUGCCGAUUUAUAUAAUUGUAGACGCGGAUCCUUUCGGCAUAGACAUUAUGUUAAUUUAUCGCUUCGGUUCAUCGACCCUUUGUAAAGAAAACGAGAGCUUGGCUUGUCCUAACGCACGUUGGCUCGGAAUCCACCCCUCGGAAUUGAUUCCUAUAGGAGCAAAAACAAUCCCGCUCACUAAAGCCGAUCUCAUAAAGUUGAGAUCCAUCGAAGCCCGAAGUUACGUAAACGAAGCUAUAUCAAAGCAGCUGAACAUAUUACGGAAGGGCAAGGCUGAGAUGGAGACAGUGUCCUCCUUUUCAAAAAACUUUUUUACCGAGACGUAUUUAUCUUAUAAAAUAGAUGGUCAGGAUUAUAUUUAA